AUGGAGUCCCCGCCAGCACUGACGUCGCCGUCGCAGAGGAGCGUCCCUGUCUCCGCGCGCUGCCGCCAUCGAAGCUUCUGCUUCUGCUUUGCUGCUUCUGUUGUCACGCCGUCGCCCCUCUGGACGUCAUUGCUUCUGAAUCUUGCCCUGUCACUGGUUCUCUGCCUCCCAUUGUGGCUCAACCUCUGUUUAUACCACCUUGGUUGGAAAAUAUUGUCAAUUGCAGUGCCUUCUGAUAUGGCUUUGACAGCUGAUCCUAUUGCUUCACUGGUUGACACAACAUUCAUUGGCCGAAUAGGUUCAUUGAGUGGUUGGGUUGUUGCUGUAGAGGGAGCUGUGGUGAGAGCAUUGAGAAUGGAAAGAAGCUCAAAUCUCUUUUGUUUAUGAUUAGAUAUUGUUAUGACUUGGAUUUUUAUUAUGUGAUUUUAAAGUAUCUUAGUUUAUUUAACUUCUAAAAUCUUUUGUUUAUAGGUCACAAAUAUGUAUGAAUCUUAUAGAAUACGUUAUAAAUCA
Arachis ipaensis is the source of this 513-nucleotide messenger RNA. Lineage: Eukaryota; Viridiplantae; Streptophyta; Magnoliopsida; Fabales; Fabaceae. The record is from RefSeq and is a predicted model, not a curated record.